Chelonoidis abingdonii (Abingdon island giant tortoise) is the source of this 734-nucleotide messenger RNA. It is a transcript of the gene ARL4D, whose product is annotated as ARF like GTPase 4D. The record is from RefSeq and is a predicted model, not a curated record. Gene Ontology annotation, molecular function: GTPase activity; GTP binding. NCBI's taxonomy places the organism in Eukaryota, Metazoa, Chordata, Testudines, Testudinidae.
CGGUGGCGGCUCCGUGGCGCUGGGAGGGUCCCGCCGGACGGGUAGGCUCCGAUCCCGGGCUGCCCCGGCCCCUAUGGCAGCCUGGAGCACCUGAUAGCGCAGCCUCGCCCAGCCAUGGGGAACCAACUGGCAGAGAUUGCACCCGCGCCACCCUUCCUGCCACACUUCCAGGCACUGCACGUGGUGCUGAUCGGGCUGGACGCGGCCGGCAAGACCUCGCUGCUCUACCGGCUCAAGUUCAAGGAGUUCGUCAAGAGCGCGCCCACCAAGGGCUUCAACAUGGAGAAGAUCCGGGUGCCGCUGGGGGGCUCCCGCGCCAUCGCCUUCCAGGUGUGGGACGUGGGCGGCCAGGAGAAGCUGCGGCCACUCUGGAAGUCCUACACCCGCCGCACGGACGGGCUGGUCUUCGUGGUGGACUCGGCGGAGGGGGAGCGCUUGGAGGAGGCCAGGGUGGAGCUGCACCGGAUCACCCGGACUUCCGAGAACCAGGGCGUCCCCGUGCUCAUCCUGGCCAACAAGCAGGACCUGCCGGGGGCGCUGGCAGCCUCUGAGGUGGAGAAGCUGCUGGCCCUGCACGAGCUGAGCUCCUCCACCCUCAGUUGCACCCAGGGCUGCAGCGCGGUGGACGGGCUGGGCCUGCAGCAGGGGCUGGAGAAACUCUACGAAAUGAUUCUCAAGAGGAAAAAGAUGCUGCGGCAUAACAAGAAGAGGCGAUGAGCAGCCCCCGUAGCUUG